Silurus meridionalis is the source of this 1200-nucleotide messenger RNA. It is a transcript of the gene pex11g, whose product is annotated as peroxisomal biogenesis factor 11 gamma. Gene Ontology annotation, cellular component: peroxisomal membrane. The transcript is spliced from 5 exons. Lineage: Eukaryota; Metazoa; Chordata; Actinopteri; Siluriformes; Siluridae. Gene Ontology annotation, biological process: peroxisome fission. Bases 203 to 916 code for a protein of 237 amino acids. The record is from RefSeq and is a predicted model, not a curated record.
GUGGGGAGACAGAAUUUCCUGUUCAAAGUUCACGUUGUAUUUUCGAUCACAUGCGAAAGCAGCAUUAAAAAAAAAUAAUAAUAAAAUCCAUGCAUGACAUAAAUGUAUGAUAAUGUGGCAGUGAGAGUAGUAUUGGUGAACUAGUCUCAGGAGCAGUGGGGUUGAAUUAAAACCUGUGUGAUCAUAGAGCUUAGUUGUGAUCAUGGACAAUUCUUUUGAGUCUGUGGUCAAUUUGCUGGAGUCCUACAGAGGAAGAGAUAAAGUGAUAAGGACAGUUUGCUAUGGAUCACAACUGGUUGGUGGCAUCAUCUCAAGAAAAACAGAUAACUCCUCACAGCUUGGGAAGAGUCUCCUGCUCUUCUCGGCUCAGCUCAGUCAGUGCCGGACAGUACUGCGCCUGUUUGAUGACCUUUCGAUGGCUGCUUACUCGCUGAGCUACGGUUUAGGAUCCACGGAGAAGGACAAGGUGUUGCAGUGCAUGUCGCUGCUGAUUAAUAUCGCGGAUCAGCUGUAUUACCCGUGUGAACACGUAGCCUGGGCAGCUGAUGCAGAGCUCAUUAAAGUCAAGUCUGAUAAAUGGUGGACACUGAGCACAAUCUUGUGGGGCGUGUCUUUACUUCUUGGCACUCUCAGAUCGCUCAGAAUAAUCUGGAAAUUAAGGAAGAAAGCACAGAGAUGCAGAGAAGCUGGGCAAGGGGAGAGCAAGGAAAACAGUACUUCCACUCCCACUGAGAUUCAUAAGCAGAUUUGGGGAGAGUUCCUUAAUAUUCUUAGCAGCCUGGCAGAUCUGAGCAAUGCUAUUCAUUGGAUGCCACCUGGAUUUCUUUGGGCCGGUCGCUUCCCUGACUGGCUGGUGGGACUGAUGGGAACCACCUCCUCCCUGCUUGGCAUGCUGCACAUGAGUUCCAGCGAUUAAAGUACCACUGUCUGACAUGAUGAACUACAUGGACCUGAAUAAAUGUUUUUUUUUCCCCAUAGAGGCUACAAAUUCACUUUCAAUUUCAUAUUAGGGUUUACAGAAUAAAUCAGAAGUUUACAAUUACUUUCUGUUAAUACAACAGGUACAUUCCUUAUAUCAUGUAUACAGUAUAUAAUUGUGGAAUAUAAAUCAUCGAGAGACUGAUUGUACAGUAAAAGAAUUAUAGCACUUUAGGUUCUACACAACAAAUUUUUAGAUUAAAAACAAUUUAUACACGGAAA